CUUGCAACAACGUUUGGUGCCGGAGUAUAUAAAAUAAUGUUUUCAAACAACAUUGCGCAAAUAAAAAUUAUAAGUACCCGUAAUUAUAUCUGCAUCACAGUUCAACGAACAGUGCAUGGGUAGGAUUUUCCUACUGGGGCUUUGCAGCACACACAAUGACAAUGAUACCAUAUGAUUACUUCUACCAUAUACAACGUUAAACAGCUGAUUCAGUGCAAAAGCAUCGAAUAACAACACAACAGCGCUCUACUAAGUCACAAAAUUGCAGUAGAAACUGUUGAUUAUUUUACUUGUCAUAUGUACGGCGGACUGCAGUCGCAACUAAACUAUUAUUAGUGUUCUUAUUGUAAAUACGUUAAAUUUCAAAUUAAAUGUCGAGUUGAAUUGUUACUAAAUCGGUGCAACUAUUUUGAAACACGUAGUGCUGGUUUCUAAAAAUGAGAAUUAAAGCCAACGAGCCAAUAAAAACCUACGACGUUCGUUUAUACAUAUGUACAUAUGUGUAUACUAUAAUAUGUACCUAAAUAAUGCACUAUAAUGUAAAUAAAUAAAUAAUGGAGUAAUCAUCAGUAUUUGGAUUUAGAUAUGUAUAAAGUUUAGACUGGUGUGCAUAUGUACCUAAAUGAAUAAAGUAAAGAACUGCAAAUUAAAUAAUUAUUAAAACAACUUACGUAUAUCUGCUCCGCGUAUGCGUUCUUGUGUUUACUCAUUCUGAGAAAAAAUAUAUAAUAUUAUGUGAAAUCUUACAACAAACACAUAUGCACGUUAUGAAUCAACACUGCCAAAUCUAAGCAUACAGUAACACUUUGGAAAAUAUCAACAUAAAACUCCGAUUAAACAAUUUUUACACAAUUCAAUUUUAAGUUUAUUGUGAAAAACCGAAGAUCGCUGAGCAUGGAUUAUUAAAAAUUUGAGUUUCAACGAAAUGGAUGAUUUUAACUUGCACGCUCUUUUGAAAUCCAACAUGACCUCUCCUUGUGAACCUCAGGAAAACGAGUACAAUAAUGGAAACUCCAAAAGCAAUGAGUUAGUUUUUGGGUCCCAACGUGUAAAUCUGAAUUCAAGCACCCCCUAUUCGGAUGCGACACAGACAAAAAAACACCAUCCAGGCCAUAUAAAAAGACCAAUGAACGCAUUUAUGGUCUGGAGCCAAAUGGAAAGAAGAAAAAUAUGCGAAAAGACACCCGACAUGCACAAUGCAGAAAUAUCAAAAGAACUUGGUAGGUGUUGGCAACUUUUAGGCAAAGAAGAAAAGCAGCCUUAUAUAAUUGAAGCGGAAAACUUACGUAAACUGCAUAUGAUAGAAUAUCCUGAUUAUAAAUAUAGGCCCCAGAAGAAGCAAACGAGAUGUUUUACUUCUAGGAAUAAUAAUGAUAAACGCGAACGCGGAGAACAGAGUCAAAACAGUAUAAAGAAGAGAAUACCAUCUGCACCAUCUUCCACCGAGCGAAAAAGUAAACAAAGUAUAGUUUGCAGCAAUCAAGAUGGAAUUUACCGGCGGAACCGAAACUCGAGAAAAAAUGUGGGCAAGGGCUCCUCCGUCAAUACAAGAAAGCUUAACAAAUUAAAAGACGUGAUUACUUUUCAUGAUCCGGCUAAAAUUUGUAAAGAAGAUAAUCCACUAAAUUAUCUACCAAGUACUUCAAGUGAUAGGAACUUUUGCAAUGAUGCAAUUAUCUGUGAUAUCAACUCAGGGAUUGUAGAUAAUUUACCUAGCAUAGAUCCCAAUGACCCGUCCGAUUUGAAUCAACUCAAAAAUAGUGCGGAAUAUCAACUUGAAGACGUUUUGAAAAUCAUUAAUCCCGAUCACUUUUUUGAAACGCAAUUUGAAUUUCAAAAUAACAAAAAUGAGUUUUCUCAUGACAAUGCACAAAACCAUGAACAACAAGUUAAUAUAAAUAAUGUUUCUCAGAUCUCAUGUUUCGAAAAGGCUAAAAUAGAAAAAGAAGACAGCAUUGUAAAUGAUGCUAAUUUACAUCUUGCCAGUCACCAUUCACGUCAAAUACAAUAUCCAUAUGAAACUGUUAAACUUCCUAUUUUCGAUUCUAUACUAUCUUCCCGAGAUAACAAAAAUAACUCAAGUAUUAUUAACCACCCAACUGACGAUACAAAUAGUGACAUUAUAAACCAAUCGUUGUAUUGCACGGAUGAAUGCAUAUCUGAAAAUCAAGAUUCUGCCAUGCAACAACAAACCGUAACCAUGAAUAUUGAAAUUCACAAUAGCAAUCGUAUUUGCGGAAAUGUUGGGAACACUGGAUUUAUAACUGCCGAUGAUAUGUACGCAAUAUCAAUUCCUUGUGCAAGUGUUGACAGCGAUUGUAGUAUUCUAACAUCGCCACAUUCAUCACAAAUUGGGUUAAAUAAUAUUAGUACUAACAGCGUGGUGGUGGACACGAAUAUUGCCAAUAUGUUUCCACUAUUAAACACGAAUCAACAACCUCAACCGGAUACUCUCAACUCUUCGAACUACAAAUUUUAUGAUACCAAUGGAGCACUGCUUGCUUUUACCUAUGACGACUUACCACCGGAAUCCACAGGCAGCCACUUGGAGUUUAGCAACAGAUAUGAGUUUUCGAGUCUUUAAAGGGCGACAAAUCCAACAUUUGUUUUAUAUUUUAUAUCAAGACAUCUUUAUAUACUGCAUGGAUAUGUAGAUAAGAUGAAGUAUAUUUUUAAGUAAAUGUUUAUUUGCGUGUAACAUUUGCAUAUACGAAACCAGAUAAGUAGAGUUAUUAAGAGAGGUGCAACUGUUAUAACGGGUAGAUCAUGAAAUAUUCAGAUAAAAAAGGUAUGCGUAUGUACAUAUAAUAUAAAUAUAUUUAUGGAUAAUUUAAACUACUUUGACAGCAUACAAUUCUAAAUAUCAGAGAAAUAUAACUUUUUCAAUCACAUUUCUAGUAUUCUGCAAAAUUAUAAUUUUUCGAAAAAUAUGCUGUAACUAAAGAAUCUUCCAAAAAUGUACUUGCAGUAAAAAUGUCUGCUUACUUUGGAAAAUUAAAAUUUUUUAAAAUAUGCACAAAGUGUGCACUAAUAUAAGCCUGUGAACAUUUGCAACUUUUAUAUGAAGAAAGUUAUUUAAUUUAACUUUUUGUGAUUCGCAUUUACAUACAUGUUUUCGUAUGAAAAACAUUAUUUCGUAAGAAAAUAAUCACCCCUGUGUGUAUUCGAUUUCGCUACGAAUCGAAAAUCGCUAAGCUCAAUUACGAGAUGCCGUAUAGUAACUUCGAGAUUCGUUGACCAUUUUCGAAAUUCGUUCAUAGUACGCAACGUAGCUUCCAUUUUAAAGUAUAAUAUUUUAGCGAAAUUAUGUAAAUCGUGCAUAAACGAUUCUUAGUCGAAGGUCACAGCAAAUCGCAUGCAGUGCGAAAAAAAUAAAGAAUAUAUGAGUAAAAUGCCAUUGCUCAAGGAUUUGCGAAAGAUUCUAAAGAGGUUGGGCAGAUUUUUUGGGACCACUAACCAGGAAAUUUUGCUUUAUCGUAAAAAAAAAACAUAUUUCAGCACUUUUUCUUCCUCGUUCGUCAUUAAACUUUAUCUAGACUGGGCACAAUUUCGGCGCUCCAAAAUACUUAACGGUAUUUUGAGUGCUUUGGAGAACGAAGACUGCGCUAAUCCUACAUCAUGGUCAUUUCCAACACCUUGUUGACAACUUUCUUCAGCGAAGAUCCAUAAAACUGCCACCAAUCGAUCUAGAGGAGUUAUUUACGAAAAUUUUACACUUGCCCAAUUUCUUCCUCCCUAACGUCUAAAAUGCUUUUGAAUGCGUUUUUGUUAAGGGGAAAUAUCUUCACACAUCAUUCAACCAUUCAUCAUAUUCACGGAAUGGCACAUUUUCUUCUUCCUGGGACAAAAGUGAACCGGUUACAGAAUACAUUUUAUUUUAAUUAAUUACGAAACUUCUUUACACAUGAUUAUGGAAUGCUGGUUUUAAAGCUCACUGUUUACUUUCAAUAAUAUUUAUUUAUUUCUGUUAAAACAGCCGAUUAAAAACUUUGAACAAGUUUUCUUUAUUGGCGACGCGGUGGGAGAGCUACGAACGGAUUACUGCAUAGGGGUGAACAUUUUUUAAAAUUUACGCCGUCUUGUUGCGGUUGCGACUGCAUAGUUUGGGUAGCCCAUUCAGAAAAAAAUUUGAAAGAUUAUGGAUCUUCGAAAGAUAUUUCAGUUAAAGUUAAUAAAAAUAUAUGUAUAUAAAUACAAAGCUAAUUUGCAUAACACGUCUGACGCAUUAAGGAAACUAAUUUCUUUAACAUAUUGUACUUAUAUGCACAUUAGAGCGCACCGAAACAAAGUUCGCCGUGUAGUCUUAAAGUAUUUUUGUAAGAAAAAUUUUUUUUUUGUACGUACGAGCCCCCUUUUUAUAUUUUUCCAUAUAUCUUCGGCAUUUACAGUCGGAUCUUAAAGUAUAGUAUAUCCAUAUUAUUGUCUCGAGACAUGUUUUUUUUUUGCUUCAAAGUUUGUUGCAAAGUGUUUGCUACCACGUUCUAGUACUUACUAAAAUGUUUACUACUUUAUUACUUAAUUUUAGUAUUGCUAUUCGUUUUGCCUGUGAAAAAAAUGUUUGAAAUUAGUCUGGCAAUUCACGGAAGUUGGGACGUUUUCAAAUACUUUUCACAAAUUCGCCAGUUAGAAGACGUUCAGUAUACCGUCCAUCCGCUUAUCGAAAAUUCCAAAAUAUCGCGUACUUUUCCUACCCCGAGAAUAUUUUGUUAAUCGUGAUAACGUACCCGGAUCCGCUAGUACGUUCAGAUCGCUUUACGAAUGUUAUUCUUAAAACAACGAGCGUUUUGUUAUUGUAUUUCAUGAAUCUGCCAUAUCGGCCACCUACGAAUAACGUCAGAAAUACGGCCAAUUUGAAUCGCGCCGGAAUUUUAUCGAUUAAAAUUUCCAUUUAGAAAUAAUCUUGAUUUGAUUUUUUUAUUUUUUUUUUAAUUCACGUUGUAGAAGUUAAGAUUAUCUGGUAGAUAAGUACAAGAAAAGGUUAAUUGAGACCAAUGAACUUUGGAACAAAAACUUCUCGAGAUAAAAACAUCAUUUUAGCUUGCAAAAACACUUUAGACUAAGGCUUAUGUGUUUAAAAAAAAGUUAAUUCAAUUCAAAGCCGCAAUUCGACCACUUAUAUACAUACAUACAUAUAUAUAUAUUAUUAUUAUAUAUAUAUAUGUAUAUAUAUAUAUAUGUUUUAUAUAUUGUGUACAUACAUACAUAGCUUUCCUGAAUAUUUGUAUUUUACAUAACUACCGUUCAUUUCCUUGAAAUAAAUGAACGCCGUGGAUGAGGAAUGGUAAAUCAGGGGCAUAAAUAAGAUAAGUAGCAGUAGUAGUUCUAUAGAAUAUCAAACUCUAAAAGAGAAUUAUAAGAGAAAUGUAAAUACAGUUGGUUCGUAUUUUGCAACAACAAAGUAAAAGGUAAACCAAGUUUGACAGUGUGGAAAAUACAUAAAAUUGAAAAGGCCAAAUCAGCCCUUCUGCUGCCACCUUAUUGAUGCGCCUUGCGUGAAAUAAUAAUAUCAAAGCAUGGCUAUUUACGUCGAAAUUGAUCAUAUGCGCUUCCAAAUUUUGUCAAUCAUGCCACUACUACCAACUAUGGAAGUUAACCAGACUUGCUUUUUCGACUUUGGACAUGAAUUUAACAUACAUAUGUAUUUCUGUUAUACAAAGCUAACGACAUGAGCUUCCAGGUAAAUUUCUAAACUUUAAUUUUUUAUCGUUUUAUCGAUAUAACCUUUUAAAAAGGAUACUCGAAUAGAACGAAAGAAAGGCCAGACCCGGGCGCCCAACCGAAGGUUUUAAAAAAGGUGUCCUAAGAAAGGUGAAAGUGGGAGAAAAAUUACACACACGUUUCUUAUUAGGAAUUACAGUUAUGUUAGCAUUGUGUUUUGGACUCGCUACGUUUGGAUUAGUGCAAAUACUGUGAUUGGAUUUCUUAGAUUUCAUAUGCUUUUUGUUUAUAUUUUUUAAAUUUAAUUUAAAUAAAUAUAUAAAUUUAAAUUUUUUGUCAUAUACUUUAAUUAAUUUUAAGUUACAUGAUUGUAUUCUUAAAAAUGAGCUCUAUUGUCCCUAUUUUCUCUAUAUACAUACAUAUGUACAUAUGUACAUGAAUUUAUAUGAUAGAAGAUAUUGAAUAUGGACUUGAAGACUGGUACUCAACUCUCACGCAUAUACAAGAAAAACAUAUCCAACGAGUUUUCUAAUUCCAUUAUAUUUUAUGCAAUACUCAGUUUAUAAGAAAAAUAGUUGCGCUAUUGCUCCACUUUUCUAUAGUAAUUGUAAGCUUGAUAGGAAAAUUAAUUUGCGGACUAUAAAAUGGUGUUGCCAAAUGAGUGAGCUAGAAGAGGAACUCAAGAAAUAUUAUAUUCCUUCUCGUCCGACUUUUCUGGAAGCUUUAAUUUGAUAUCAAAAAUGAGUGUUAUUAGAAAUUUUACACCCAAAAAAAGGCCAUAAUAUUUCGAAUUCAAACAAAAAAUUUAAUCAUAACAAUUAUUUGUGGAAAAUAUUUUUUGUGUCGUCGGUAAGAGUUAUUUUCCAACUUUUAUAUUACAUGGCCUCAUAGUUGUUAUAAAAGAAAAGAGUUUUCCACUCACAUCACUUUCUUCAUCGCCUUCUAAAUACACAUACAUAUGUACAUAUUCGUACAUGUAAAUCAACAUAUGUAUACGCACACGUGUAUGUAUGUAGGCGCGAUGCGUUUGCCUCCGGAUUAAGAUCUUGUGCCAUGUUAACUCAGCUUAUAUUUAUCGGAAAACUAAAAAACAGAAGGGAACUACAAUCCCAAUCUGUUCCGCAUAUUGAGUGGAGCCGAACUUUUUUUAUGCUACGCCAGUUACCUGUUCUGCCCGCCGACAUAAGAAAUACAGUUAUGAGAAUAUUUAAAAUAUCUCUCACUCAUAAGGUCAAAAAUAAAAAUAUGGAAAAUAACCCUAAUCAACGAUGCUAUUAAUUUUCCUCGCGUAAGACCUUUUACCAAGGAUUUUUUUUUCAGGAAAAGCUUAUAAUUUUUAUAAAUAAUUAAUAUUUAUUUUCAUUUUCAUAAGAAAUUUCGACCGAAGUAAAGACAAACUGGAUAUAGGCAAUAUAGAAUUUAUUUUGUAAGGAGUCUAAUGAUAAAAAACUAUCAAAAUUUUUAGAAUUCAAUGCCAAAUCGUCUCAAAAAUAUAACUAUUAUUUAAAAAACUUAUACAAAAUUAUAAAUGCAUUUAGUUACGCUUGACCCCUUUAGCCUGUACGCGUAAGUUUAAGUUAAAGUAAGGGCGAUUUAUCAGAUAAAUGCUUGCGAAAAGACUAUAUUAAAAAAAAAUGCUUGCGAAAAGACUAUAUUAAAAAAAAAAAAACACCUGUAGCAAAAAAGUUUAGGCGCUUGAAUUACAAUGUAUUUAUUUAGUUUGGCUGACGUUCCUCCAAUGGUGUGGCUAAUUAAUUAAUGGACGAAAAGUUUUUAUUCAGAAAAACUUGACUUUAAUCAAUUAUUUGUAUUAUAUUUUUACAAACAAAAAAUGUUCAUGCAAGUUUAUUGUAUCAGAAAUAUUCAUUCAUGUAACUGUACGAAAAGCAAUAUUAACGAGUAUAAUUCUUUUUACGUCCUAUAUUAUACACAAAAAAAGGAAAAAAAAAAAAUUCAAAACAUAUACUUAUAUUUGUAUCCAAUACGUUUUCAAUAAAUAUACAAAUAUACUAUAUAGUGACACUAUACUAUAUAGUCAAGUGAUGUGAACCUUUUAAAAUCGUUUUUCUUUCAGAAGUUGAUUUGGAGUUAUAAUUUAUAAAAAUCUGGCUCUCCACUGUAUUAAUCAUAAUUUUCUUGUCACAAAAAAACUGUUAUCAUUGCAAUUAAAGUAAAAGAUCCCAUCGUGACACUUCUACAAAAACUUAUAGAAGAUGUAAUUUCUCUAAAAGACAAAGCCUUAAAUAACCUCAAAUUAACAGACUACUUUGUUAUUAUAUUUAGCAGAUGUGAUUUUUCAAAUAGAAAAAGCCUUAAAUAACCUCAAAGUAACAGACAACUUCAAAAUCCAAACUAUUUAAGCAAUUCUCAUUCUAAAAAGUAAAUAUGUAAGUAGUCAUGUCAACCUCUAAUUACACGAUUUCUAAAAAGUUCAAUUCUUAUGAAGAAAAGAUUGUGUGCUUAGUUUAAAAUUGCGUGCAUAUGAAACCCGAUAUUUAAAUAAUUUUUUCUACUAGAAGUACGAUAAAAGCUAUUCAUUUGUUCCCUUUCCACACCCGUCAAAGCAAGACCGAAACAUGGAAAGGCAUCUCGAUACUAAAUUUUUUAUUGCCAAUCGAGACAGCAAAUUGACUGAAUUUGGUAAUUCAUGUAAUGAAAUACUUUAAGUCAUAUAUUGCCAACAUCUGUAAAGCAAUGGGUUGUCAUUUUGCAAUUGGUAGUUUUUGUGAAGCUCACAUUGUCAAGACCUUCGAUCAUUUCCAGACUGUGAAUUUCUCUUUUUUGCAAAGAAGGAUUCACUCAGAAUCUCGGAGUCCUCUUUCCUAUUAAUUGUAUAAAUCCAACAAUCAAUAAUGCGAGCACAACUUAAUAGCUUACUUGACGACAUUUUUGAAAUGACGAUAACAUAAUGUGGCGGUGCUAGCGCAAUAAAAUUUGACAAUUAUCAUAAAAUGAAUAAUUGAGUGUCGAGAUGUUGAGUUACUUCGUUAUUUUUUUACCAUUUAGGGUGGAAAAAAUUAUUAUUUUUUCAAUUUAAAGAAUUAAUUCUCAUAGUAUAAACACAUUGACACAAUUCUGGUGAACGCAAUUAUUUAAACAACAGCACGGCAUAUUGGCUUAAAUUGUUGACGUCGCCAAACUAAAUCAAUUUCUAAUUCGGUCGGCGACAAUGAGCAGAUGCAGGGCCUGUUCGAGGCAUGUAAUAAAAGCGGCAGCAUUGCAGCACUUAUAAAAGUUUCUAACCCUGUUGCAAAUGCUAAACUGAUACUUUUCCGAUGUUCGGCCCUCAAGGUGAAUACGUAAAUAAAAAUUAAAAUAAAGUUGAUAAUUCGAUAUUGAUAUUAAUUUAUUAUUGAAAAUGGCAAAAAAAGAAUGAAGCAAUCGUGCAAACAAAAUUUUUAUGAUUCUGAUUUAAAAGACUUUGCGCGCAACAAUGGCCAAAUUUCCGGCAGUUGGAACGUUAUAUGUACUUUUGCCAGAGUUGCUAGAAUUUCACACCGAACGAGAUACUAAAACGUUUACAUUAACAUAUGAAGUGUAAAAUUUGGGACAUUUUUUUAUAUUUAUAAAUUGCACGUUAUUCAAAACCAAACGCGGUAAAAUAAUUAUAUGUUUUUAAUAUAUAUAUAUAUAAUUGGCGCGUACACCCUUUUUGGGUGUGUGGCCGAGCUCCUCCUCCUAUUUGGGGUGUGCGUCUUGAUGUUGUUCCACAAAUGAAGGGGCCUACAGUUUUAAGCCGACUCCGAAGGGCAGACAUUUUUAUGAGGAGCUUUUUCAUGGCAAAAAUACACUCGGAGGUUUGCCAUUGCCUGCCAAGGGGCGACCGCUAUUAGAAACAUGUUUUUCUUAAUUUUGGUGUUUCACCGAGAUUCGAACCGACGUUCUCUCUGUGAAUUGCGAAUGGUAGUCACGCACCAACCCAUUCGGCUACGGCGGCCGCCGUUUUUAAUGUAAUAGUAAUUAUCACUCACAACAAGAUAUUCAAAUUUUAUAGAAUUGAAAUAUUUUAUUGCGGCAGCAAUGAAAGUAUGUGCUUCCCAAGGCACAUUUAUUAAAGGUGGUGGAACUACACCAAAAACAAUGUUUUGUACGUUUGAUUGUCACGGCAAAGUAUUGGAAAAGUAGGAAACGCACAAUUAAUUCGCAGCUGAUUUACUAACACCACUUUUAAUAUAUUCACCAAGACGCUUUCAUAAAAUAUUUAAAAAUUUGGCUCUCUUGUGAUAUAAUGCAAAUGAAGACCGCUCAUCGUAGACCUCAUGAAAUAAAUCACAGAGCUGGACUGUCACUUUGGUGUUUUCAUUUACAUGAAAUGUUUGUAGUGACAACAAUUUAAAAUCAAAAAAGAAAUUUAAAAACGAAGUUUUUUUUCUAAUCCCACUAGCCCAUUUAACAAUUUUAGCAAAUAGACUUAUUAACGAUUUUUUUUUUUUUUUUUUUCGUUUAAAAAACUUCUUUUCUCAAAAUGGCAAGAGUGCUUUGUGCGGAAUUUUUUAUAAUGAAAACUUAUGUGCUGAAAUUGACAGUUCGCUGUAAAUCGAUACGAGGGGUAAGAUGAGACUUACAGGCAAGGCGAAUUUAUUACAGGUGACAGCAAACACAUAUAAGUAAAACCCUACAUGUAUUUGUUGUUGCGUUUGGUGCAAGUAUCAUGUCAAAAUCAGCAAGCAAAUGUAAACAUACGAAUGUAAACAUACCAAUACAUACAAACAAAGCAUAUCAUUUUGACGUAAGCCAUACCUACGGUGAAAAAUUCAGCUGGGUGAAUGCUGUCACCUUAUUAAAUCCGCCUUGCUUACAGGCAAGGAAAUUCUCCUGUCGUUACAUCGUGAAGUGUUCUUGUCAAUGUGUUCAUACUAUCAGUCGCAUCACCAAAAAUCGAAAAAUCUGAUCAAAUGCCAACAACGAGUUCGAACUUGAGCGAAUAUUGAGAUGACUCAACCAAAAUGUGUGCAUAUAUGUAUGUAUUUACAUACAAAAUGCAUUCAUUGUAGAGUAGGGCACAUUUUAAAACAUUUGUUGGUAGUUUCAUGGAGUUGGUUGCAUUCAUUAAAGGUGGUGGCACUAAACUAACAACAAUGUUUUGUACGUUUGAUUGUCACGGCAAAGUAUUGGAGAAGUAGAAAACAAAAAGUGAAUUCGUCUUGCUUCAUUGUGUGCUGACAGCCACAUGGACACGACGAAAGCAAAAAACAAAUCAGCUGUUUCACCGACACCACCUUUAAUACACUCGCCUUGUAGAUACAUACAUAUAUACAAAUAUUCAUUUCCCUGUUUAUUUUGAAAAUUUUUAAUUAAUAACAAAAGAUAAAAACUUAAAGGAAAUUAGGCCGUAAAAAAUUAAGAAGAAGAACUAAAAAAGGGAGCAAAGAGUAUCGGAAUUGAAGAGGAUAAUUAAGGUGUUAAAAUUAAAAUUUGUACGCGAAGGCAGCCUUCGUUGAAAAUAUGUAAUUUGAAAAUAAUGUAGUGUGUUUUACUUAUACAAAUAUACACGUAUGUAUGUACGAGUAUAUGUACGCAUAAUUAUAUGCAAUUCUGAAGAUUGAGUACCAGUUAGAAAUAAGCCAAAUUGUAUGAACUCAAUUAUGUGGAUCUAUAAAUUCCGUUUGAGUUUAAAAUGUUAUUGUAAGCAUUCAGAGCAGAUCGCAUUGCAUGUACAUAUGUAUAUAUAGAUAGAUAUAAGUAUAUACAAGUAUAUGUGCGCAUAUAUAUAAUUACGUAUAUGUAUAAUUAUAUGUAUGUGUAUGUAUACAUACAUAAUCAUAAAAGUACUAUAAAAAUAUAUAUUUACGCAUAUGGAAUAUUAAAACAUAAACUCCAUGUUGCUUCAAAUUGCUUUAAGUAAAAAUCCUCAGAAUAAGUCAUAAAACCUGAGAGUACCUCAAGCAUAAAGGAUUAGGAAGUUACCUAUAUUAUUAUACUUAUACGUACGUUUGUAUAUCUAAUAUGAGAGCAGAUUUUACAAAUGUAAGAAAAUCAAUUCCAUGAAAGACAGAAACAUUAAAUAACGAAAUGUUACGUAAUAUAUUUAAUAAUUCGUUAUAUAACAUAAAAUAAAAAAUAAUAUAUUUUAAACAAGAUAUUCUAUAUUAAUUGUAAGUAUAAAAACGUGUAUGGUACAUUCAAUAUGAACUGUGUGAUUUUAAAUAUUACAUACAUAUGUAUAUGUAUAUACAUACUUUGGCACACUUGUGCACAUAUAUGUAGAUGUAUAAAUAUAAAUAUUUUUAUAUCUUAAAAUAAACCAAAAGUAAGGAAAAUACAAUUUCUUUUGUAAACUUUUUAUUUAAUAAAAAUAUGUUAGGAUGCUGCCAACUACAACAUGAAUGCCAUAAAUGUUAUAAAACGUGGGAAAUUAA
This is a messenger RNA of Anastrepha ludens (Mexican fruit fly), 12017 nucleotides long. RefSeq names its product putative transcription factor SOX-14 (gene Sox14). NCBI's taxonomy places the organism in Eukaryota, Metazoa, Arthropoda, Insecta, Diptera, Tephritidae. Gene Ontology annotation, biological process: anatomical structure morphogenesis; positive regulation of transcription by RNA polymerase II; cell differentiation. The record is from RefSeq and is a predicted model, not a curated record. The coding region runs from base 926 to 2584 and encodes 552 amino acids. Gene Ontology annotation, molecular function: DNA-binding transcription factor activity, RNA polymerase II-specific; RNA polymerase II cis-regulatory region sequence-specific DNA binding. The transcript has 3 exons.